GGGCGCGGCUUGUCCAGACGUUUUCUGUCCCGCUGACGACAAUCAUGUCGCCAAAGUUUAUAUUUCUCCUAGGAUGCCUAACUCUACUUGCCGUUACGGUGAGAGCGCAAGAUGAUGAGGGAGAGGAUGGAGCUGGUGCUAAUGCUGAGGAACUCUGCCAGGACAGACCUGGUGAUGAGUAUUUCCGUCUCAGUGUCGAUGGAGAUUGCAGGGAUGUCGUGAGAUGCGACAAAGCGACUGAGAUCGGUGUAACCCGAUUGGCAUCUGUCAAGUGUCCAACUGGUUUGGCAUUUGACAUCGAGAGACAGACCUGCGAUUGGAAGACAAACGUGAAGAAUUGCGAACAGCUUGAGAAACCCCGUAAGGUACUCCCUAUUCUCAAGACAGACGAGCCCAUCUGUCCCGAGGGUAAAUUAUCCUGCGGCAAUGGUGACUGUAUCGAGAAGGAGCUCUUCUGUAACGGAAAGCCCGACUGCAAAGACGAGUCCGAUGAGAACGCCUGCACGGUGGAGACGGACCCAAAUCGUGCACCAGAUUGCGAUCCAACGCAGUGCGUUCUGCCGGAUUGCUACUGUUCAGCCGAUGGAACCCGAAUUCCGGGUAAUAUCGAGCCAUCCCAGGUUCCCCAGAUGAUCACAAUUACCUUCAAUGGUGCAGUGAAUGUGGACAACAUCGACCUGUACGAGGAGAUAUUUAACGGUCAACGAGCAAAUCCAAAUGGCUGUCAAAUUCGCGGAACAUUCUUCGUGUCCCACAAGUACACAAAUUAUUCAGCUGUCCAGGAUUUGCACAGAAAGGGCCACGAGAUCGGUGUCUUCUCUCUUACCCACAAGGACGAUCCCCAGUACUGGACCCAGGGUACUUACGACGAUUGGCUAGCAGAGAUGGCUGGGGCGAGACUUAUAAUUGAAAGAUUCGCAAAUAUCACGGAUGGUUCGAUAAUUGGAAUGAGAGCACCUUACCUCAGGGUGGGAGGUAAUAAACAAUUUGAGAUGAUGUCUGAUCAGUUCUUCGUGUAUGAUGCCUCGAUCACAGCCUCACUGGGGCGGGUUCCCAUCUGGCCGUACACUUUGUACUUCAGAAUGCCCCACAAGUGUAAUGGCAAUGGUGGAAAUUGUCCCUCGAGGUCGCAUCCUGUCUGGGAGAUGGUUAUGAAUGAGCUCGAUCGUCGUGAUGAUCCCACAUUCGAUGAGUCACUACCUGGUUGUCAUAUGGUUGACUCGUGCUCUAAUGUACAGACUGGGGAGCAAUUUGGCCGACUUCUCAGGCACAAUUUUAAUAGGCACUUCAAUAGCAACAGGGCACCCCUCGGUCUUCACUUCCACGCGUCCUGGCUCAAGAGUAAGAAGGAGUACAGGGAUGAACUCAUCAAGUUCAUCGAUGAAAUGACUCUCAGGGGGGAUGUAUACUUUGUCACUAUGGUUCAGGUCAUCAAGUGGAUGCAGACACCUACCGAAUUGUCCGGACUCAGGGAUUUCCAGGACUGGAAGGAAACGUGCGAUGAGAAGGGACAGCCGUACUGCUCUUUACCCAAUGCCUGUCCGCUUACCACUCGGGAAUUACCUGGUGAAACUCUACGGCUUUUCACCUGCAUGGAGUGCCCCAAUAAUUAUCCAUGGUUGCUCGAUCCCACUGGGGAUGGUUUCACUGUUAAGAAGUGAGAGGGCUGAGGGUGCGAAGGCAUGGGGAUGUGGGAGUGAAAAAAAAUUUGUCUUCCGGGAAAAAUUCUACUGCUUCUAGGAAUUAUUCUAAAAUUUCAUUCAUUCAAAUCAAGUGAUUUUUUUUUCACUUUUUUUUUAAUUAAAUUCACGGAAAUUUCCAUUAUCUCCGGGGACAUCUGGUAAUUAUUCAUUUCCAAGGCGAUUAAAUUGAAAAGUUAAUUUGAGUGGAAAAUUUAAUAGUCCCUGCACGAUUAAGAGUAAUUUCUGGAAUCUGGAAUAUUUUUUCCUUUAAUUCAUUGAAUGAAUUGAAAAAUUACGUAUUAAUUAAUUUUGAUAAGAAAAUAUUUCUUGUGCCUUCGAUAUUGAAUCCAGAUUCGGUAAUGCCCUCGUUGCGAGUACCGGAUGAUUUUCACUUGUAAAUAUCCACCGAAAAAAAAUAACGAAUAUUGAAAUUAUUGUUUACAUGGUACUGAGGCGCGUGAUCUCGACAACAACUCGACUUUCUCUGGUUUUGAGGUACUGGGUAAAUGGAAGGGAGAGAUUCUGAGAAAGUCCAUGGGGUCACCAGUGAUAUCUCCCCAGCGUGUGGAUCGAAUGUGAAAUUAGUUGGAGAGAUUAAUGAUUGAAAUUGCGAGAUCGAUUCAACGAUGGGGAUAUUAGAAUGAAUUCGCUCGAUGAAAAUUGUAUGUACCCGUUCUAAUUAUUUAAGAUAUAAGCAGUGUAUUAAUUUUAAUGAAGAGCUUAAACUAUUUCUCAAUACAUAAAGAAUGUGAAAAUUUU
Molecule: messenger RNA, 2441 nt
Organism: Fopius arisanus
Lineage: Eukaryota; Metazoa; Arthropoda; Insecta; Hymenoptera; Braconidae
Gene: verm
Product: LDLa and CE4_CDA_like_1 domain-containing protein vermiform
Exons: 5
Coding region: 45-1661 (538 amino acids)
Biological process (GO): carbohydrate metabolic process
Cellular component (GO): extracellular region
Molecular function (GO): protein binding; chitin binding
Source: RefSeq, a predicted model, not a curated record